This is a messenger RNA of Podospora pseudocomata, 2466 nucleotides long. RefSeq lists its product as uncharacterized. Gene Ontology annotation, biological process: regulation of transcription by RNA polymerase II. The transcript is spliced from 2 exons. Gene Ontology annotation, molecular function: zinc ion binding; DNA-binding transcription factor activity, RNA polymerase II-specific. The record is from RefSeq and is a predicted model, not a curated record. Lineage: Eukaryota; Fungi; Ascomycota; Sordariomycetes; Sordariales; Podosporaceae. Bases 395 to 1981 code for a protein of 528 amino acids.
GAACAAAGGCCGAUUACCUAAGCACUGUCCAUGCUGGAUUUAGACACUGUUUCCACGGCACGCCCAGGCACUAACAGCACCGUCGGAUCCUGUCAGCUCUAGCGGUGCUCGGCUUCGUUGGACGCCCCGGGCCCCGGGCUCGAGCUGAUAUUAUUCUGAACAACACAUCCCUUGCACGGGACUGCUCAACACCAUCACUCCCGAUUCUUUGCCACAUAAUCGAUCCAUUGUCGAAAUCUUCUCGAGUCGUAGCAAUCACACCUCGGUUUUCUGGCACGAUUAGCAUGGAAAACGGGGAGCUGCGCGAGCCGCAACAUCAGGGCCGUAUGUAGCCAGCAACCGAGACAUCAACGCCCCAAGACAUCCCCAGAUCCGACCUUCAGUUUACUUCAUCAUGCCCCCGCGCAGGUCGCACAAGAAGUCGCGGGCUGGCUGCCGUCGUUGCAAGGCGAGGAAGAUCAAGUGCGAUGAAGUCCACCCGCGAUGCGGCAACUGCGUAAAGCACGGCGUCGCUUGCGACUUUGAGCACCCCGAAGUCCUUGCCGACCUCCAAGCCGCCGCCGCAGCAGCAGCUCAAACCCCCUCCACCCCCGCGACGACCGUCAACUUCGGCUCCCCCAUCGUCCCCUCCGCCGGCCAUCUCUCCCUCGCCUCCGCUCCGCUCGCCCGACCCCUCCCCCCACCUCCCAUGUCCACCACCACCGCCCCGGGACAUCGACUCCUCGAACUCAAACUCAUGCACCACUACACAGUCAUGACCUGCAAAACAUUCACCUUCACCGCACCCGUAACAGAAGACAUUUGGAAAAUCACCGUCCCCAACCUCGCCUUCUCCGGCUCCCAACACCUAGCAGACUCCAUCCUCGCCGUCGCCGCCCUCCACCUCCGAAGCAUCAACCCCAACGACAAAGAAAUCGUCCGUGCCUCCCACGCCUACAUGGCCGCCUCGCUGGAAGAAUACUCGGCCACCCUCAACCAAGGAAUCAACCACACCAACGCCGAAGCCCUGUUUCUAACCGCAGCCCUCAUAGCCUUCCAGUCCACCGCCACCCGCGUCUUCAUGAAAGACGAAGGCCUGAGCAUAAACUCCUCCUCCACCUCCUCCCUCUCCUCCGACCCAUCAAAACGCCACCAGCAACCAGGCUGCUACGCCAUCCCCUUCACCUGGUUCCACUCCUUCCAAGGCGUCAAAGCCAUCACGGCCGCCUCCUGGCAGUAUUUACGAGUGUCACCGGUGGUAACCCAGGUAAUCAACUCCCAAGCCGCCCUCCAACUCGACUUCCGCACCGGCCCAGAGACGUUUUUUGGCCAUUUGUUGGAAGGGCUAGAAGAGGAGCUGAGUAACCCCCCCUCUUGCUUUGACGCUCGGGUGCCGUUGACGUCGAGACCGUUGCCACCACCAAACAGCCCGGACCAUAUUUCUGCCACGAGACAAGCCUACCAGCAUGCGGUGGCGGUGCUGAACUGGGCGCACAAAAUCCCGCACAAGGGCGCGCCGUUGGCGUUCCCGGCUACGGUGUCCAAAAGAUUCAUUGAGCUACUUGAGGAACGGCGGCCUCGGGCACUGGCGAUUUUGGCGUGUUUUUUUGCCUUGUUGAAGUCGCUUGAUGGGGUUUGGUGGUUGCAGGGGAUGGCGAGACGGGAAGUCCUGGGGGUUGUGUCGUUGUUUAACAGUGAUUUUUUCGGGCCGGACGCGUAUAGGAAGUGGUGGCCUCAUUUGGAGUGGGCGAUGAGGAUCGCGCUUUUCGAGCCGGAGAGGGAUGGGAAUGGGCAACAGGGGGGGAUGCCGAUACCGCCAGAGGUUUGGGGGAGUGAUUGGUUUGCCGAGGAGAGGGCGCUGGAGGAGCAGGGGAGGGAGCAGGGGGAUUACUUUGGGCAUAUUGAACUGUUGAGUCAGAUGAGCAGUGCGGUGAAUAGCAUUCCGACUGUGCCGGAGUAUGCUGCUAUGAUGGCUGGGGCUAGAGGGCAGGGGGGGAGGUGACAAUCAUGGUUAUAGGGGGAGGGGGGUAGUGGGGGAAAAGAAUAUUUGCCGUGAUGGUGGUUUGGGCUUACUGGAGGAAGGAUAUCGACCUGAUGGGUUUGAACCUGGGAGCUACUGGGAGGAAGGAUAUUGGGAUAUCAGUCGUAUAAGUUUCAGCUGGUCAGAAUUUUUGCCGUCGAGUGGAAAAGAGUCCGAUACGGAGACAGAAGAAAGGGAUCGACAUAGUCACACUAAAGUUGGGCUCAUCCCCCAAAGUUGAUGUUUGGCGGGAAAGUUUUGGAAGUAUGGAAUACUUCCUGGAGGAGGUACUAUGUUGCAGAAAGAGGAGGAGGAUGAAGCCCAACAACGGGCCACUGCCUGGUCAAACAAACAGGCAACAGGUAUUUGGAAACACAGAACAUGGAUUUGCAAUGUAAUUUUCCGCAUGUAGAACAAAAGGUAGACAGCAACUUUCUUCGAAGGUGGCUGUCGUCUAUGAAUGAACC